Molecule: messenger RNA, 4684 nt
Organism: Stegostoma tigrinum
Lineage: Eukaryota; Metazoa; Chordata; Chondrichthyes; Orectolobiformes; Stegostomatidae
Gene: ano1a
Product: anoctamin 1, calcium activated chloride channel a
Exons: 27
Coding region: 204-3344 (1046 amino acids)
Biological process (GO): chloride transmembrane transport
Cellular component (GO): plasma membrane
Molecular function (GO): chloride channel activity; protein dimerization activity
Source: RefSeq, a predicted model, not a curated record
UGUCUCAAACAGGGGCUGGAGAAUAGCAUUCGUCACCUUUCCACAAACACGGUACUCCCUCCCAGAGUCAAUGCUGAGCUGUUCUCCCAACCAGCGUUUAGGUACCUCUGCUUGCCUGGCUAGAGCAAGGGGUCACCUUUAGUAUGGCUGUUUAAUCAGGUCCAGCUACCCAGCCCAAGGAAAAGUUUAGAGUCUGGGGGGAGAUGGCCGCUAACCGAGCUGAGAACUUCACUACUGACUCGGAGCAAGCUCCAGACGGGCACGUUGCAGGAAGCCAGUCAUCGGCUCAAGAGACUCCAAUCUCUUCCUCUCCAAACAGCAAGGAUCCUGCAGCCAAGGAGCUGGUCGGUGAGAAUCCAGGGAACCAGAAUCCGCCGCGGAAGGAGCAGUUGAAUGAAGUGAACCCUCCUGAGGAGGUUAUUGUUUUGAACACCGUUCCUGCAGACCAGGAUGUUAAAAAACCGAAUGGUUUGUAUUUGCAAGAUGGGAAACGUCGUGUGGAUUAUGUACUAGUGUAUCAGUUUAAGAAGGCCAACCGCAAGGGGCUCAGCUCCCGCCAGCAGAGCACAGCCACCAGUUCUCAGCAGGAUCAAACAGAGCCCCCUCUCCAGCCCUCGGAAUUUCCGGAUGACGACAGGAGAAUGCGCAGAGAAGAAUUUGAAGUAAACCUUCUCGAAUCUGGAUUGGAACUGGAAAGCGAUGAAGAGAAUGAUCUCAGCUGUGAGUCCAGUCCAGUAAUGAAAAGAGUUAAUAGCUCUGAAUCCAUGCAGCAGGAUUUGAAUGGUGAUCCACAACUGACAAAAGCUUAUGGCUUUGGAUUUGUGAAGAUACAUGCACCAUGGCAUGUGCUUUGCAGAGAAGCAGAAUUUCUUAAGAUUAAGAUGCCAACUAAAAAGGUCUAUGAAGUAAAGCAGAAAACUGGGAUCCUACUGAAACUUUCUAAUGUUGUGCAUAAAAUGACUUCGCCGUUGCGACCAAAAGUGGAUGAACAAAGUGAUGCUGCAUUUAAGCACCUUUCUUACCCCUUCUCCAGAGAAAAGAAGCACCUAUUUGAUCUUUCAGAUAAGGAUAACUUCUUCAGCAGUACAACAAGGAGCACAAUAGUUUAUGAAAUUUUGAAAAGAACAACUUGCACCAAGGCAAAAUACAGCAUGGGGAUCACCAGUCUGAUUGCCAGUGGAGUUUACACAGCAGCCUACCCUUUGCAUGAUGGUCAUUAUGUAGGUGAUUCAGCAGAGCAAAAUGAUAGGAAGCUCCUCUAUAAAGAAUGGGCUAGUUAUGGAAUAUUUUACAAAUUCCAGCCACUUGAUCUCAUUAGGAAGUACUUUGGUGAGAAAAUUGCCUUCUAUUUUGCCUGGCUCGGAGUUUACACACAAUUACUGAUUCCAGCAUCCACAGUUGGGGUCAUCGUAUUCCUGUACGGCUGCGCAACUGUUGAUGACAACAUUCCCAGCAUGGAGAUGUGUGAUGAAAGUGCCAACAUCACAAUGUGCCCUCUGUGUGAUAAAACAUGCAAUUACUGGAAGCUGAGCUCUACUUGUGCCACGGCCAGAGCAAGUCAUCUGUUUGAUAAUCCCGCAACUGUUUUCUAUUCAAUUUUCAUGGCAUUAUGGGCUGCCAUGUUUAUGGAACACUGGAAAAGAUGCCAAAUGAGGCUCAUCUCCAAAUGGGAUCUCUCUGGGUUUGAAGAAGAUGAGGAACGAUUAAAGGAUCAUCCACGACCUGAAUAUGAGGCCAGGGUUCUGAGUAAGGUUCUUAAGCAGGAACUCCAAAAGAAGGAAGAGAAGUCAUCGGAACCAGUGGAAGAACAGCCAAACAAAUGGAAAAACAGAGUUUGGUCUGCCAUGGCCGGGGUGAAAUUGACUGAAAAGGAGAAACUGACUUGGAGGGACCGUACCCCUGCUUACAUCACCAAUUUCGUCGCUGUUCUAUUUAUGAUUGGUCUGACCUUCGCAAUAGUAUUUGGAGUGAUCAUGUACAGAAUCUCCAUUGCAGCAGCUAUGGCUGUGAGCCCCGACCCUUAUGCGAGAAGCAAUGUUAGGGCCAUUGUCACAGCUACUGCGGUUAUCAUCAAUUUGGUGGUCAUUCUCAUUUUGGAUGAAGUAUAUGGCUCCAUAGCCAGAUGGCUGACAGUAAUUGAGAUUCCCAAAACAGAUAAAAGUUUUGAAGAAAAGCUAAUCUUUAAGGCUUUUCUGCUGAAGUUUGUAAAUGCCUACACUUCAAUCUUUUACGUUGCAUUUUUCAAAGGCAGGUUCGCAGGCCGUCCUGGAAAAUAUACAUAUAUUUUUCGUCACAUGAGAAUGGAAGAGUGUGCUCCUGGAGGCUGCCUGAUGGAACUCUGCAUUCAACUGAGCAUCAUCAUGCUGGGCAAACAGCUGAUUCAGAACAAUCUGUUUGAAAUCGGCAUUCCGAAGCUGAAGAAGCUGAUACGAUAUAUCAAGGCAAAGAGAGAGGCCAAAUUGGAAACCGAGAACAAUUGUAAGGCACCCCAGCAAUAUGAAAUCGACUACAACCUGGAGCCAUUUGCUGGUCUGACUCCAGAGUAUAUGGAGAUGAUCAUCCAGUUUGGAUUUGUGACCCUCUUUGUGGCCUCCUUCCCACUCGCUCCACUGUUUGCACUACUCAACAACGUCAUUGAAAUCCGCCUGGACGCUAAAAAGUUCACCACUGAGCUCCGAAGACCCAAUGCAACAAAAGCAAAGGAUAUUGGUAUCUGGUACAACAUCCUGAGAGGAAUUGGCAAGUUGGCUGUUAUCAUAAACGCAUUUGUGAUCUCCUUCACCUCUGGCUUCAUCCCACGCCUUGUCUUCAUGUACUUGUACAGCCCAGACGGCACGCUGCAUGGAUUCACCAAUAACACAUUGUCCUAUUUCAAUGUCAGCCACUUCGAGCCAGGAUCAGAGCCUCUUGAUCCAAUGGCAAUCGGAUACAAGGUUGAGAUCUGCAGGUAUAAAGAUUACAGAGAGCCUCCGUGGUCUUCUCAACCAUAUGAUCUAUCAAAGGAGUUCUGGUCUGUGCUAGCAGCCAGACUGGCUUUUAUCAUCAUUUUUCAGAACCUAGUUAUGUUUAUGAGUGACUUUGUGGACUGGAUGAUCCCAGACAUUCCAAAGGAAAUCAGUGACCACAUGUCUAAAGAGAAGUCUUUAUUGGUGGAUCUCUUCCUGAAAGAAGAGCAGACCAAACUCCACAUAGUGGAAGCCCUCUCUUCCCAAGAGAAGGAGAGGAAAGAGGAAGACAUUGAUGAAAUCCUCAAGGAAAAUGACGCUGAGCCAGUUGAAAACUGCACAGGAGACACAGAUGCUUCCCAGUCCAAACUCAAUAAUGCAGGACCGGAAGUUAUAUAGAAAUUGCUUUAAAGUAAACCUAUGUUUCUUUAGUUGGGGCAUUCCAUGAUAUGGCAAGGUGUCAAUCAAUAAGGAGCAGCAUAUCUCUGAUCUGUAUAACAGCUCCCAAGGCGAACAGUUCUGUUUUGCUGCUCAUGUUGCCGUUUUGAAAAUGUUGACGCAGGAACUACUUCCUUUCACAGACGUGGUGGACCAUGAUUUGGUUAUUUAAAAAUAGCUUUAUUUUUACAUCGUGCAAGGCAGGGAUUGUCACUAAUUUGUAUUCCACAGGAAUGCUUUUCCAGAUAUUUUCCAUCUCCUAAGAGGACAAUAAGCCCAGUCAUUAGCUUAAAAAUGAUUCACAGCAAUGUUAACAAACUUCCUUUUAGAGAUUUUUUUUUGUUCUGCCACAACUAAAAUAUACUAUCUUUUUAUGGGAGAUAUUUAUGGUUUAAUUGGGAAUUAAGUCUCCAUUUUUGUUUCCUUCACUGUUUGUUUGGGUAAAGGCAGAUUUCACCCCACUGCCCAAAGUUUAAAAUGAUUUAUUGAAAAUUUAAACAUGCAACAUGGCAUUUUCAUUUCACACUGAAGUUGCUGUCUGUUCUGCACACAUCACUUGUAUUUUGGAAGUGGUAUCUAUUUUGGUUUUUACGGAAGGGAAUGUUUGAAAUGUAAUAGUUAAUCAGAAAUUUGUAAAUGGUUGCUGUGAUAGUGAGUUGUGCUAAUCCAAAAGCAGCAUAGCAUUCGCAAAUCUGUAUACCUUACCCCCUUGGUAGUUGAUCAUUUGUGUAAUCAGUGGAAAAUCCUGGAAUGGCUUCCAUAGCAAGACUGCUAUCGGUUCUAUCCAUAUGAGCACCUUAGGAGCAUUUAGAAGCAGCUCUCACUGGCUGGUGUUACAAAGAAGCUAGCUAGCUUAAUGGCAGCACCACCAAUCUUAGAUGUUUUACAAACAUCAUUUCCUUGCUGUGGUCAUGAAAUCCAAACCUGCUGCCUGAUUUGUUUUCACAACGGGGCCUUAGUGGGAGAGAUGAUAAUGUAGUUAUCUUCGAAUCAUGCACCUUAACUUUUAACAAAGACUGCAGGACCCUGAAUGACACAAACCAUUUACUAGCUUCUGAGUAGAUAGGUUAUUAACAUUCAUUAAUAUGGUUGGCUGAAUAAAGGGGAUUAAUUCCUGGUAGAGUCCCAAAUUCUAAGAAUUUUUUUUCUGAAACUAAUAGUGGGGACACGUUUUAGGAUCCCAUUUCAAAUUGAGAAAUAAUUGUAUUCGUAAACUUCCUGGAUGUUGAUAUUUUGAUACAGGAAACUAAAUUGUUUAGAGGAAAAGACUAUCCUCCAUCCUUUUAUCUCUCUCCCUCCCU